AUGACCAAAUGGAGCGAUUUACAUGACGUCGAUGCUGAUAUGCUUCUUGAGUGGACUUCCAAAAUAACACGGCAUGUACAUGCACCUCACGGAACAUUUUCCUUGCCAACAGCAAGAUUUGAACAUGUACACAUCGAUAUAAUUGGUCCUUUACCUCCUAUUAACUCCUAUAAAUAUUGUUUGACAGCCAUUGAUCGAUUUACCAAAUGGCCAGAAGUAUACCCACUACAAGGAAUAUCUGCAGAAGAAGUAGCGGUUGGAUUUUUAUCAUGCUGGAUAUCCCGCCUCGGAGCUCCAGUCAAAAUAACGACGGAUCGAGGUACCAUUAGGAUCAGGACUUGCAGCUAUCAUCCAUGUUCCAACGGACUAAUAGAACGCUUCCAUCGACAACUCAAGGCUGCGAUAAUGUGUUACAAAGACAACACAUGGUUGGAAGCGCUUCCGCUAAUUCUAUUAGGCAUUCGAAAUGCUUACAAACCAGAUAUCAAGACAUCGGCAGCUGAAAUGGUGUAUGGUGAACAACUCCUCCUUCCUGAAGAGAUUUUUGAAUUACAUAAAAAUCCUCAAAAUUUAAGACAUCCGGCUGAUCUACUCUCGAGACUUCGACAACACGUAGCGCAUCUUCAACCAAGUGAAUCCAGUAACCACACAAACAAUAAACCAUUUAUUUUUCAGGACCUACAAACAUGCACGCAUAUUUUCCUCCGCGACGAUACUAUCAGGAAGUCACUCCAACAACCAUAUCAAGGUCCAUACGAAGUUCUCAAGAGAGAUGAUAAAACAGUAACCAUACGAACACAGAAAGGCAGUACACGUGUGUCCAUCGAUCGCAUCAAUCCAGCCCACAUCAUCGCAGAUCCAAUAGACCAAACAAUCAUCACCAAAGCAGAGAACAACUAUUUCACUCGAUCAGACCGAAAAGUUCAUUUUCGAAUACCAUGA
This is a messenger RNA of Ctenocephalides felis (cat flea), 942 nucleotides long. RefSeq lists its product as uncharacterized. Lineage: Eukaryota; Metazoa; Arthropoda; Insecta; Siphonaptera; Pulicidae. The transcript has 3 exons. Bases 1 to 942 code for a protein of 313 amino acids. Gene Ontology annotation, molecular function: nucleic acid binding. Gene Ontology annotation, biological process: DNA integration. The record is from RefSeq and is a predicted model, not a curated record.